AACCCUUGAGCAACUUCUGCUUCUCUCACCCUGCCAUUGCUGUGUAUUUAAGUGGCAUUGUCUGUCACCUCCUUCUCCCACUUGUUUUCUUUCAGUCUUUCUUUCUUCUUCUUGUUUGCUGAUCUUGUUCCUUGGUGGAAGGAUGCUUGUCACCUACUCCUUUUUGAGUUCCCCACUCUCCUCACACUUGUUCUACCUCUCUUCCCCAUAAAACUAUUAUCAUCUUUGGAGCCAAAAGCCAACCAAGAGGAGAAAGCAAAGGGAGGAGAAAAGAAGCAAGCAAAGCAAAGCAAGAAGCAAGAAGCAGCUGCUCAGCUCAGCUCAAGCAAGUAAGUGAAUUCUUGCUUGAUCGAUCCAUCGAUCGAUCGAUCGGUUUGCUGGUGAUGGACAAGCACACUUGCAAGCUCUGCUUCCGCCGAUUCCACAAUGGCCGCGCUCUCGGCGGCCACAUGCGCUCCCAUGUCAUGGCCGCCGCCGCGGCCGCCGCGUACUGUCCGUCGUCGCCGGCGAUGUCACUGGCGUCCACGUCGUCGACGGAGAUCGAGAUGGAUGAGAAGAAGGAGAUGACGAAGAAGACGGAGCAGGAGAAGACGCUGACGUCGUACGUGUUGCGCGAGAAUCCCAAGAGGAGCUACAAGGUGAGCGCCGGUGAAUUCUCCGGUGGUGGUGGUGGUGGUGGUGGCGGCGGCGAGUCGUCGGUCGUGCAGGACGGCGAGAGCGACACGGAGUCGUCCCCGCCGCGCGGCGGAGCGGGGUCGUUCUUCGCCGUGAGCCGGAGGCGGUCGAAGCGGGCGCGGCGGCGGCGUCGCGCGCCGGAUCCCGAACCGGCGAGCAGCGUCUCCGACGCGACGACGGAGGAGGACGUGGCCAUGUCGCUCUUGAUGCUGUCUCGGGACUCGUGGACGCGUUCCAGAUCCGAGCACGAGACCCACCACCGGGGGGCGAGCUCGGAGGCCGAGCAGAACAACAACAACGUCGUCAACGUGUUCGACGAAGAAGACGAGGACGCCCGCGACGUGGCCGGCGAGGAUCACGACGAGGAGCUCAGCUACGGCGGCGGCGAGGCGGCGGCGGCGCGCCACCGCACCAGCAGGUUCCAGUGCGGCGCAUGCAGGAAGGUGUUCCGGUCGUACCAGGCGCUCGGCGGCCACCGCGCGAGCCUCAAGAGAGGCAAGGGCGGCGGCUGCGUGCCACCGCCACGUCCGGCGCCGGCGAGCUCCGCCGCCGCGCCGGCCAUCCACGAGUGCCCAUUCUGCUUCCGCGUGUUCGACUCCGGCCAGGCCCUGGGCGGCCACAAGCGCGCCCACAUGCCAUCCGGCGGCGCGCGGCCCUCGCCCUCGCCGUCUCCGGCGAAAUGCGGCGAGAGCUCCGGCUCCAUCGAUCUCAACAUGCCGGCGACAAUGGAGGACGACUUCGAGCUCUCCGCCGUGUACGACGCCGAGUUCGCCAGCACGAGACAGUGACCACACACCACCAACCAGCUGAUCAUCCAUGGCUGCCAACUCCAGAUCACCAAGAAAUCGGUAGGACAAACUGCUUCCUAGCUGCAUGCAAGGAUGGAUUCAUUCGAGGUAAGAAGCUCUGCAUCUCUUGCAAGAACCAGAAUACCAGAUCAUGGAGAAUUCUCUGUCUUGUUGCUUAAGCUUCAGUUACUGUUGCUGUUGCUGCUAUUGCUAGAGCUGAAAAUUCAGUUGAGCAGCUGAAAAUUCUUUUUUUCAUUUUGGGCGCUCUGUAUCUAAAUCAAAUUGAUAUUUUUGCUCCAUUUAUCUCA
Messenger RNA from Oryza sativa Japonica Group (Japanese rice), 1771 nucleotides. Its product is annotated as zinc finger protein ZAT9. Gene Ontology annotation, biological process: regulation of DNA-templated transcription. The record is from RefSeq and is a predicted model, not a curated record. NCBI's taxonomy places the organism in Eukaryota, Viridiplantae, Streptophyta, Magnoliopsida, Poales, Poaceae.